Messenger RNA from Topomyia yanbarensis, 2539 nucleotides. RefSeq lists its product as uncharacterized. NCBI's taxonomy places the organism in Eukaryota, Metazoa, Arthropoda, Insecta, Diptera, Culicidae. The transcript has 5 exons. The record is from RefSeq and is a predicted model, not a curated record. The coding region runs from base 390 to 1907 and encodes 505 amino acids.
AGCGCCGCACACGGUUUAGUAGAGAGAACGCGAUACGAGAGAUUGGAGCGUUUGGAAAGCAACGCAAGAAGAAAACAAAAUUAUCUGUGCCUGCGGAAGUUAUCGAGUGGACAGAAUUCUCCAGCGGCUACAAAAAUAACCUACCUUCGGAAAACGGGGAAAUACUUUCGUGUACCAUUUUUGGGGGACAAGUUCAGUGUGUGUGCGGUGAAAGUUAAUCGAUCCAAGUUGGCCGUCGUCGUCAAGUGUCUUCCGGUUAGAUUUAUUACGAAUAACGAAGGGUGACAGUUGUGGUUGUGAAGAGAUACUUGCUGGUUUCAAUUUGGUAGUGACGGACGAGCAGUGAAAUAUCUGGAACAUUCGUACCUUACAUCAACGAAAGCGGAACAAUGAAGGCGACGUGUAUUCUGCUGAUUGGAGCUCUGCUGGCUACCGGCUUUGCCUAUCCAGCCAGCAAAGAAAGCAAGAGCAGUUCCAGUGACCCGUCGGAUGAUACCGAGUUCAUCGUAGUCCCACUAGAACAUCAGCGGCCAUCCUACUUCAACCGUUACCCGGGCAGCUUUGAUGGUUUCGAUGGCGUGUUGGACACCGACGAUUUUCCUCACCACGGCCAAAAUCCGAUCUUCUUCCCGUCGAUUAACCCGUUCACGUGGCAGUUUUCGUCUUACCUCGACGAUUUGAUGAGACGUCUUCGUGAUCGGUUCUCCGGCUCAUGGAAUCCGUUCUAUGGUGGCGGUGACUUUGUUCCAUCCGGACCGGGAGUUUGGCCUGUCGACAUUCCGGACGAAUCCUCCGAUGGUGGAGAAACCAAUACAACCUCAACUGUUAAGAUCAUCGAUGGACACAAAGUGAUCAUCAACGAUACCUACUACACCAAGCAUACCGAAUUCGGAACAUCGAUUUACAAGGUUCGAGUGGUUGAUGUUAAACCACUGGACGAGGACGAAGCCGGUAAGAUUCCCACAGAAAAGCCCGUUGAAAGUGGAAAUCGUGUCGGCACUGAUGAUGCGGAAACACCGAAGGAAAGUGACGAUUCGGACAAGAAGGAACCAACUACGGAUGCUCCGAAGCGUGACACCGAACUGGAUUCGAGUGAUGAGGAUACCACUCAGGCCGAUGACAGUCUGAAUACGAUCAACAACGAUAUUGACAGCGCGAAGAAGGAUGAGCCCAUCACGUCAUCUGGAAUCGAAUCUUUUGAGAGCCUGGAGGCGUUACCCCUUGCCAAACUAAACACCAUUUCCCCUAUUAGGGAAACAUUGGAGCGGAAUAUCCUUGCCAGCGAGCUUAAUAAAGAUCGAGAAGAUAUCAGUUCAGCGGAUGGAUCAGAUGACAUAUUUUCACCGGACGAAUGGAAACAGUACCACGACGGCCGGAAGAGGAUAAUGGUCAGUGUAGACAACAACCGCAACAAAGUUAAUCGAUUCCCACCCACUAACCAAAAUCAACUCGGUGCAGAUGGGUUCCUACCAUCCGGAACCAUUGACCUCUCCAAUGACAUUGCCAUCAACGACAUUCUAGCCGAUCAAUCGAUCCCGCUUCAUCCAGAUGUAGAGGUAUUCGCUCCCAAACGCAGACGACCGGUUCAGCAGGAUCCAAUGCAGUCUUUUCCGGUAUUCCCUGGAUUUCCACAACCGUUCCCCGGUGGGAAUCGAUUCCCGGUACAGUACCCAAACCAAUUUCCUCAACAGUUCCCUCAGCGACCGAUCGGAGUGGGUGGACAGUUUCCGAUGCAGACGUUCCCGAUCUUCCCCCCAUUCGGCGGAGGCCAGCGUCUGAUUCAGGGACAGCAGCAAUUUCCCGUUCAGCAGCAGCGACCCGGUGGAUUCGGGCGGCCCCAGACAUCAAUGCUGAUGAUGAGCUUCCCACAGGCAUUUCCCGCUAACUUCCGAAAUGUGAGACCAUGAGUUUGUUAGAAGCUGGAUCCGAUUAUAGUGUAUUUAUUUAUUUAUGACCAUAGUUGCAUAGUAAUUUAUUAAAAUUGUCUAACCUCAAAACAACCAAAGAACAAAACAGAUAGACGGUAUUUACUAAUACUAAGAGGUAAAUUAUUAUGAGAUUUAUACAUAAUUGCUGUAAGUAGCUGACAUUCUAAGAAAAUGAGUUAUUCACCGCAAGACUGUUAAUGUUAAAACGAUAAUGAUUCUAAUUAUAGGACUACAUACUUUUACCCAUAUAUUUGAGAAAUAAAAACAUAUCCCAUGGGCCCAAAACCUAGGAAAAUACUAAAAAAGAACGCUUUAAAGUUCAAGAAUUAUAAAUAAUUCACAUAAAUUUCGUAGAGCACUUUCCUCCAAAAAAAAUCAUUGCACUUGAAGCUUGCCAAAACGGUUUUUAAAGUUCACAUGGUUCGGAUAACGACUCAAAGCGUGAAGUUGAACCAGCUGUCUUGUACAAAGUUUUUGAUUGCCUGGGGAAUAACAGUGAGAAAUGUUAAUACAAAAUUAGGGUAAUAAUUUUCUUAAGAUAAAUAAACAUAAUGAAAAUUUAAAACAAACCGUACGGACCAGGUCUUAUAUAAUAUAUAUCGAUACAGUAG